CGACUAGCGCGCCCUUUAUGUCACUCCCACUCGCGCGGCCGACUCCCUCUUGCUCUGUAUCAUACACCCACCAUGUCCGACAUCGACCUCGACGACCCUUUCGCAAUGAGCUCAGGCUCCUCACCUUCCCCAUCACCUCCAUCGUCGCCCGCACUAGGACCCGUUGACUCUUCUCCGCCCUCGUCGCCUAGCAUGAGCCCAAUCACGACGCCACUCCGCGGAUUUCCAGGCCCAUCGGAUCCAUAUGCAGGCUCAAACAAGUGGACACGACGUCCAAGGCAAUACGAUUCUGAACGUCGCGUAAAGCUGCUGGGAUGGGACCCCACUAAGGCGUCCCCGGAGCGCGACAAAGGCGCACGCGACCGUCCUCACCCGACGCCUCCUCGCACGCAGCACCGGAGCCACUCGCAAGAUCACACGAAGAGGCAUCGCGGAAGUGGUACUCGCGGUGAGCACGGAAAGAACGCGUCUAUAUCUUCCUUAGCACCGAUGGAUCCAUACGCUGCCUCCGCACACGCAACGUGGGAGCCGCCCCGUCGGGAGAAGAAGCCUCUGUCGCGUUCUGUAUCUGCGACGAGCGCAUACUCAACAUCAACUGUAUUGUCAACUGAGACAGCCGAAAGUAGCGUGGUCUUCAAUGAACGUUCGUUCAGUCAGAAUGCUGGGGACGACGACGACAUCGACUUGGACGACUUCGAUGCGCUACCCCCGUCACGGCUGGCGACUACUGAAGAGGAGAUCUGGGAGGAAAAGAUUGCGAGCGCGAUAGAGAAUGGCAAUGGGGAGAUAGACCUGCACAACGCGUCCCUAACGAACAAACCUCUCACCUACAUACCGUCAUUCAUUUCCGACCUUGCGGGUCUCGUCGUCCUACCUUCCUCACAUUCUACUCACAACACUAUUCCCAUCACCUCUGCUCCUACCUACCGGCCUUUCACGCGCUCCGUCACACUACCCGCGUCAUCCUCUCGCGCCGCGCCGUUCUUCGAUGCUGACGUAUCCCGAAAGCUGUUGCAGAAGGCCGACAGUACCGCGCUUGUGCAAACAGCCACAUCUGCCAUGCUUCCUGUCUCUACAUCUGGGAACAACUGCGAGCUCAGGCUGUGGCUGUCUGGCAAUCGGAUCAGGUCGCUUCCCCUGGAGCUGUUUCAACUGACUGGGUUAACCAUUCUUGCUCUUCGGUCGAACUGCAUAUCCGUCUUGCCGUCUCAGAUCGCUCAACUUACAAACCUUCGCGAGCUGUACAUCCCAUUCAACAGGCUUCGCUGGCUCCCUUCGGAGAUACUGAGCAUGCAGCCGAUGAAUAUCCAGGUCACGAACAACCGGUGGAUUCGGCCGCCUCCUCCCGACGAGGAUCCGGACAAUGUACAUCCGCCGGUUCGUCCAAGCCGGGCACAUACACGCCCUGUCUCAGAACCGACCCGAGCGUGCGUGUCGCCGACCACGGUCCAUUUCACCAUCCCGCCACUCACCGAGCUCUGCCUCCGCCUCCUGCUCUCGCCCGUUGCCGGCUCGAAGAAGCGAGGUGAGCGGCGCCCAGAGACGGUACUGGAAACGUUCUAUGCGCUACCCUUCUCGGGAACGGACCGCAGCCUGCCUCCAACCUUCGUUGCUACCCUCCGCGCAUGCCUCCCCUCCACUGUCGCCAAGCCCGCCGCACAGCCGUCGCCGUCCAAGAAAGCCCGGCACCCGUCCGCGGACACAACGCGUCCACCUCUUACUCCCGAUGCGGAUGACGCGGAAGAGCCUCCUCCGAGCAUCGGGGUGUGUCCCUCGCCUGUCCAUCGCACGCCGGACGGGGACUGGGUGGACGGGCGCAUCCCGGUAUUCGUCAAACAUGGGGAAGAGCGGUUCACCUGGGAGCGCGAGAUCGUGGGGACGGACGUGAGGGCGGAGUGCGACGGCGCGGGUGUGCCUGUGCGGUGGCGAGGGUGCUGGAAGGGUUGUUUGGACUUCCUGGCUCCCGUACAAGACCAGGAUGACGACGAGCCUGCGGACGUGAUCAUGGGCGAAGAAGAGGGGGCGGCACAGGUGUACAUGGCUAAGGGCGAACUCGAUGUCGAUGAUGACACCGCUGCAACCACCGGCGUCCAUGUCGUGCAGUUCACCGCAGGAGGACCUAGUGCAGGGUUCGACGAUUUUGAGUGAAAUAUGUAAUUGUAUGGACAGUUGAGAUGUAAAAAUAUAAUCGGACCGAGAUCUAUUUGUGUAUGCCAUAUUUCUUACUGA
Messenger RNA from Fomitopsis serialis, 2229 nucleotides. RefSeq lists its product as uncharacterized. The record is from RefSeq and is a predicted model, not a curated record. The coding region runs from base 73 to 2148 and encodes 691 amino acids. The transcript has 3 exons. Lineage: Eukaryota; Fungi; Basidiomycota; Agaricomycetes; Polyporales; Fomitopsidaceae. Gene Ontology annotation, molecular function: protein binding.